Molecule: messenger RNA, 2926 nt
Organism: Brassica rapa (field mustard)
Lineage: Eukaryota; Viridiplantae; Streptophyta; Magnoliopsida; Brassicales; Brassicaceae
Cellular component (GO): mitochondrial outer membrane
Molecular function (GO): ATP binding; ATP hydrolysis activity
Source: RefSeq, a predicted model, not a curated record
CCCAAACGUCGCUAUAAAUAGAGACACAUCUUCUUCUUCUCCUCCAUCGUCCAACCACCAAAAAUCUUUUUUUACCCCAAACCCAAAAAAUAAACUCUUCCAUUUUCAGACAAAACCCAAAAAAGAUAAACUCUUUAUUGUCUUACCUUGGAAUGCACGUUGAGCUCCUUUUAGAUCGUGUGAUUUAGCAACGAGGGUUUUGCUCUGAUCGGUGAGAAAAAUGGAGCAGAAGAGCGUGUUGCUGUCAGCUUUAGGAGUUGGUGUUGGCUUAGGGAUUGGGUUGGCAUCGGGUCAGAGUUUGGGUAGAUGGGCAAACGGGCCGGGUUCUGUAGAAGAUGAUCUCACAGGAGAACAGAUUGAGCAAGAGCUGGUGAGACAAAUUAUUGAUGGAAGAGAGAGUACUGUCACCUUCGAUGAGUUUCCGUAUUUCUUAAGUGAGAGGACUAGAGUGUUAUUGACAAGUUCAGCUUACGUUCAUCUAAAAGAGUCUGAUAUAUCGAAGCAUACUCGGAACCUUGCACCUGCAAGUAAAGCCAUUCUACUCUCUGGUCCUGCGGAGUUCUAUCAGCAAAUGCUUGCCAAAGCUUUGUCUCAUUACUGUGAAUCAAAGCUAUUGCUGUUAGAUAUAACUGAUUUCUCUAUCAAGAUACAAAGUAAAUAUGGAUGCACCAAGAAGGAACCUUUUCACAAGAGGUCUAUUUCUGAGUUAACAUUAGACAAAGUGUCUAGUUUAAUGGGUUCCUUCUCGAUGCUCUCUCAACGCGAAGUUGAUCCAAGAGGGACAUUGCGUCGACACACCAGUGGUAAUGAUCUUAAAUCAAGGAGCAUAGAGACCUCAAACCGUCCUCCAAAACACAAGAGAUAUGCUUCUGCUGCUCCUGAUAUCAGUAGUAGCAUUUCCUCUGUUUCAGGUUGUAACAAACGCAGCACAAAUCUAUGUUUCGACGAGAAACUUUUCCUGCAAUCACUUUACAAGGUUUUGGUCUCCGUAUCAGCAACAACUCCGCUAAUAGUAUACCUCAGGGACGUUGAGAAGCUUCUUGAGUCGGAAAGAUUCUACAAGCUGUUCCAAAGACUCUUGAACAAGCUCUCUGGUCCAGUCUUGAUUCUUGGCUCUAGAGUAUUAGAACCAGAAGAUGAUUGCCAAGAAGUAAGCGAAAGGACAUCCUCUCUCUUUCCUUACAACAUUGAGAUCAAACCACCGGAGGAUGAGUCUCAGCUCAUGAGCUGGAAAAGUCGUUUAGAAGAUGACAUGAAGAUGAUUCAGUUCCAAGACAACAAGAACCACAUCGCAGAGGUUCUUGCUGCUAAUGACAUUGAAUGCGACGACUUAGCUUCCAUAUGCCACGCGGAUACAAUGUGUUUGAGUAACCACAUUGAUGAAGUUGUGGUUUCUGCUAUCACUUAUCAUUUGAUACACACCAAAGAGCCUGAAUACAGAAACGGAAAGCUUGUUAUAUCUUCCAAAAGCUUGUCUCAUGGACUAAGUAUAUUUCAAGAAGGUGGAAGCAGAUCACUUGAGCUAGACACAAACACUGACUAUAAGCGUAAAGGAGGAGAAGUAUGUUCAAAGAGUGAGUCCAAACCUGAAUCAUCUGGUCCUGAAAACAAAAACGAGUUGGAGAAAUCACUUCCUUCAAACAAGAAUGAUAAUCCAUCACCUCCAAAAGCGCCUGAGGUUGUUCCUGACAAUGAGUUCGAGAAGCGGAUAAGACCAGAGGUUAUACCAGCAAAUGAGAUUGGCGUGACAUUUGCAGAUAUUGGUUCUUUAGACGAAACAAAAGAUUCACUUCAAGAGCUUGUAAUGCUUCCACUUAGAAGACCUGAUCUCUUCAAAGGCGGUCUUCUCAAGCCAUGCAGAGGGAUACUUCUGUUUGGUCCUCCUGGUACUGGCAAAACUAUGCUUGCUAAAGCAAUUGCAAAUGAAGCUGGAGCUAGUUUCAUCAAUGUCUCAAUGUCUACAAUCACUUCUAAAUGGUUUGGAGAAGAUGAGAAGAACGUGAGAGCUUUGUUUACUUUAGCAGCUAAAGUAUCACCAACGAUUAUAUUUGUGGAUGAAGUUGAUAGUAUGUUGGGGCAAAGAACAAGAGUAGGAGAGCAUGAAGCUAUGAGGAAGAUCAAGAAUGAGUUUAUGACGCAUUGGGAUGGGCUUAUGACCAAACCUGGUGAAAGGAUUCUGGUUCUUGCAGCCACAAACAGACCCUUUGAUCUUGAUGAAGCUAUCAUUAGGAGGUUUGAGAGGAGAAUAAUGGUGGGACUUCCUUCGAUUGAGAGCAGGGAGAAGAUCUUGAGAACUUUGUUGUCUAAGGAGAAGACAGAUGAACUUGAUUUUCAUGAGCUUGGACAGAUGACAGAAGGCUACAGUGGAAGUGAUCUAAAGAACUUAUGCAUCACAGCUGCAUACAGACCGGUUAGAGAGCUAAUUCAACAGGAGAGAUUGAAAGAUCAGGAGAGGAAAAAGAGGGAAGAAGCAGGAAAAGGCACGGAAGAGACAAAAGAAGAAGAAGAAGCUUCAGAGGAGAGAGAGAUUGUUUUGAGACCUUUGAACAUGGAAGACAUGAGAAAAGCUAAAAACCAGGUAGGGGCGAGUUUUGCAUCAGAAGGAUCUGGAAUGAAUGAGCUGAAACAAUGGAAUGAUUUGUAUGGAGAAGGAGGCUCAAGGAAAAAGGAACAGCUCACUUACUUCCUCUGAAAACUACUAAACCCUAAAAUUGUGAUUGUAUGUUGCUUGGUGCACAAGGUAUCAAACUGAUCCGUUUGGUCUUUGGCAAAUCAAAAACAGAGAAUCUUGUUUUUUACUUGUUAGGCUAUUCCAUUAAGCCCAUCUUCUUCUCUUUCUUAUUUUGGGUUCUUAAAUUUUUCCUUAAAACUGUGAUAUUUUUCUUUAUGUUCAUAUUUAUGUCAUUGUGAAAGUGUAGUUUAUGAA